Messenger RNA from Zea mays, 1147 nucleotides. RefSeq lists its product as uncharacterized. The transcript is spliced from 5 exons. The record is from RefSeq and is a predicted model, not a curated record. Lineage: Eukaryota; Viridiplantae; Streptophyta; Magnoliopsida; Poales; Poaceae. The coding region runs from base 1 to 945 and encodes 314 amino acids.
AUGCUCACCUGCCUCCUGGAAUUCCCCCGAUCCUGGACGGAUACAGCAGCAACCGACCGGGGCUGCCUCCGCGUGCGUCGUCCCACUCCUCCACGCCCCACGGAGAUCCAGAGAUCUGUCUCCGCGCCACCAUCCGCGCCGCCAUCAAGGGUCGCGGAGCCACCCCUCCCCGCCUCGCGGCAUUGCCCGGCGCGACAGACGCCGCACGGCCCCCGACUCGGCGCCCCACACUCCGCGCCCCCACUCCCCCCGGCGGGAGACACCGUCCCUCUCGCCAUGCGCUCCCACGCCCACCACUCUCGCUCGUCACCACUCGAUCUCCCUCCCCACCUCUUGUCCAGUGCCCAUUUUUACCACCACGCCCCAAAUGCUGACAACCACCUGCAGCCCGUCGCCGUGCCUGUGCGCACGGUCAUGGCGGCUAUUGGAAUUUGUCUAAUUAUUCAACAGCGGCUCCCCGCGAAGACCUUCGGCGGAGGCUACGGCGCUAGGCGCACCAGUAGCGCGAAGCGAAGGGCGCCGAGGAGAGCUGCGGUGGUGCGGUGCGGGCUGCUGUCCGUGGACCCGUGGGUGCCGACGAUGGACUCCCAGAGUGUGGCAUCACAACUCUUUGCCGUCUCGCUCUUCCCCUACCUGGGCUUACGCUCUCCCAAAGCGAGACAGAGAAGGUCCAAGACCGCGCCCGGGCUCACGCUCUUCGGUUUCUACUUCCUCCUCGUCUUCGUCAGCGCCACCAUACCUGCUGGGAUUUAUGCAAAAGUUCAUUAUGGUACCUUGCUGUCCAACGUUGACUGGCUGCACGGGGGCGCUGAAUCGCUGCUGACUCUCACCAACCUGUUUAUCGUUUUGGGGCUGAGGAGAGCCCUGAGGAAGCUGGAGGAAGAGGGCACAGACGAGAGCGUUUCUGAAGCUUCUCAAGACAGUGCAGAAAAAAGUUAUGUCUAGAUGGGUUCAUCAUCAGUACCCCUGAUGGUGCACUCAGUAUUCUAGGAGUGCGUGGUUUUUUUUCUUCUGAAGCUCAACUAGCUUGUAGUGAUGCUUUGGGUGUAAGGAAAUCUGGCAGAUCUACUCUGUGCAUAUUAUGCUGAUAAGAAAACAAUGUACAAGCAUCUCCUGCAAUUCUGAUGAGACACCGUCCCUCUCGCCA